AUAAGCAUUGUUGCAGGACAGACUUCUGUGCCUGGCAGCUGGUAGAAGAACGGAGGAGACGUGUACUACAGAAGCUCUCUGCAUUUGUAGAAGACAAUAAGCGUUGAAUUAAACGAUCAAUGCCAUUGAAAGACUUCGUCAAGGCUUUUGCAGAAUAAGCUAAAGCAGCACCACAGGGGAAAGAAUAGCAGCUAAGAGGACAACUAUGCCUACUCUUUCUGCAUCAACUGAUGCCGUCGUCCCACCUCCAUCUCCAGUGGACAAGAGUCCCAGAAGACUGUCCUGGAGCAAGCUGGUGCAGCGGCUGACGGAUUUCAGCACAUCUGCGAACAGCAGCAUAGAUUUGGGGUACAACAGCGACAGUGGGAGUGAUCUCUCUGACUCAGGGUCCGACACCUCGAAUGACCUGACUCCCUCUUACGAGGACCUCUUUCACGAUCCAAUGGAGGAGCUGAUCCUGAAGGACGUGGUGGAGCUAAUUGCAAACAGUUUACGAGAAGCCAAAGACGCAGACUGCGCCUUGCGGUGCAGCAAACUGCUCAUCCCGGAGAAACUUCUGGAGAACAUCGGACAGGAGCUCCUCCACCUGGCAGCCAGCGAGCCCUGUGGACUUAGGGGGGCUCUCAUCGACCUGUGCGUAGAGCAAGAUAUGGUCUGUGAGAGCAUAGGGCAGCUAUCUGUGGACCCCUACCUGGUGCCCACCUUUCAGCUGACUCUGGUGUUGAGGCUGGAGUCUGGGGGCCUGUGGCCCAAAAUCCAAGGACUUUUUAGCUCCAAGUCUCCCUCCGCUCCAGUAGUGAGACAGGCCAUCAAACUGAGCACUGGUUUUCGUGUGAUCAAGAAAAAACUGUAUUGUUCUGAAGAUCUCCUUAUUGAAGAAUGUUGAACGACAUGGGGGACUGAACGAGCUGACCGAGUCUAAUAGAAGGGUCUUAUUACAGUUACUGUACGACUGAUGGUACCUGAGGAGUCCACAUGUUGGCUGUAGUUAUUGGUUUACAUCGGUUUAAGUUCAUUGCACCUGAAGGAGGCGCCGCUCAUCGAUGACAUUCCAUCUUGUUUUUAAUGUUAUUUUGUAAUCACCAUGCUUUAAAGAGUUACUAGCAUUUGUGCAGGUAUAUUGAUGUAUACCUUGGUUUCUGUGGAAACUACACAUUGGCAGCUAGAGAUAAGUUUAUAGUCGUUGUGCUUCUUUUUACAUUUUUUUUUGUAUUACCUGACAAUUUACUCCCAAAUAACAAUUUUUUUGUCGAGCAGACUGUGAGGGAUCUGAGUGACUGAGACGAAGGCUGACGCAUACAGAAGGCCUCUGUAGAAGAGCUUGAUAUCAUGUAUGUGUGUAGACCUGCUUUCAACUUUAUUUAUUUGAUAUUCAAAUACUCAUUUUGACAUAACAUUGCACUGAUUUUUGUACUUUCAUGAUCACAAAUAAAUUAUUUUUGUAAGAA
This is a messenger RNA of Cynoglossus semilaevis (tongue sole), 1448 nucleotides long. RefSeq names its product DNA-damage-inducible transcript 4 (gene ddit4). Gene Ontology annotation, molecular function: 14-3-3 protein binding. The transcript is spliced from 3 exons. The record is from RefSeq and is a predicted model, not a curated record. Gene Ontology annotation, biological process: negative regulation of TOR signaling; response to hypoxia; apoptotic process. Lineage: Eukaryota; Metazoa; Chordata; Actinopteri; Pleuronectiformes; Cynoglossidae. Gene Ontology annotation, cellular component: cytoplasm. Bases 206 to 886 code for a protein of 226 amino acids.